Saccharomyces eubayanus is the source of this 405-nucleotide messenger RNA. RefSeq names its product long-chain fatty acid transporter ACB1 (gene ACB1). The transcript has a single exon. Gene Ontology annotation, biological process: fatty acid metabolic process. The record is from RefSeq and is a predicted model, not a curated record. The coding region runs from base 1 to 405 and encodes 134 amino acids. Gene Ontology annotation, molecular function: long-chain fatty acyl-CoA binding. NCBI's taxonomy places the organism in Eukaryota, Fungi, Ascomycota, Saccharomycetes, Saccharomycetales, Saccharomycetaceae.
AUGUAUAUAAAUAUAUAUAUAACUCGUGUCAAAUUGGGUUAUUCAAGGAGAAGGGCAUUUUGUUCGGUUCGUUGGAUUGUAAGAGACAGAAAGAAAAGAGAGAUACAAACCUCGAUCAGACAAACUUAUAUAUCUAGCACAAUGGUUUCACAAUUAUUCGAAGAAAAGGCCAAGGCUGUCAACGAGCUACCAACAAAACCCUCAACCGAUGAACUACUGGAACUUUACGGUCUAUACAAGCAAGCUACAGUAGGAGACAAUGACAAGGAAAAGCCAGGUAUUUUUAACAUGAAGGACCGUUACAAGUGGGAAGCCUGGGAAGACUUAAAGGGUAAGUCUCAAGAAGAUGCCGAAAAGGAGUACAUCGCGUAUGUCGAUAACUUGAUUGCCAAAUACUCUUCUUAA